GCACGGCGACUCGUGUUGCGUACUUGGGCCAGUCUGACCGCCGCGAGCGAGCGCGGCGGCUUCGCUAUAUAUGCAUCAGAGACCUCGAUUGCCCAACCCAACCAACCAACCACCGCCGCGGCAGCAGAAGGAUCCCCAAUUUCCGCGAAAAACCCUCGAAUUCGACCCGGCAUCCCGGCGCGUCGGUUGUUCCCCGAUGGAGGCAGCAGCAGCAGCCGCCGCGGCGCUCUUGUCGCCGCCCGCCGCCGCCGCGCCCUCGCGGCGGCCUGGGACUCCCGGUGCUACCUCGCUCCCCUUCGCCCGGAGGCGCGGUGUCGCCGCCGUCAAGGGUCUUGGACGGCAGCAGCUCACCUGCAGAAGGCGAGGCGUCGUCGUGAGGGCGGCGUCGUGGUCGCCGUCGGGGCCGGAGUCGCUGCCGCCGCCGCCGUCGUCGUCGAUCGCGCCGCUCCAGAUGGAGUCGCCGGUGGGGCAGUUCCUCUCGCAGAUCCUGGCCACGCACCCGCACCUGCUUCCCGCCGCCGCCGAGCAGCAGCUCGAGCAGCUCCAGACCGACCGCGACGCCGCCAAGGACAACGGCGGCGACAAGCCCGCGCCGUCGGACGGCGACAUCGUGCUGUACAGGCGGAUUGCUGAGGUCAAGGAAAAGGAGCGCAAGAGGGCUUUGGAGGAGAUACUCUAUGCACUUGUUGUCCAGAAGUUUGUUGAAGCUGGUGUUUCUUUGGUUCCAGCUCUUUCCCACUCUAUCAGUUCUUCUGGAAGAGUUGAUCAGUGGGCAGAAUCUGUGGAAGGGAAACUUGAGAAGAUGCAUUCACAGGAGGCAUAUGAAAUGAUCGAGAACCACCUCGCUCUCAUCCUGGGGCAGCGGCAAGCUGAUGCCACUGUUGCGGCCAUAAGUAAACUCCGAGUUGGUCAGGUGUAUGCUGCUUCUGUGAUGUAUGGUUACUUCCUUAAGAGAGUCGAUCAGAGAUUUCAGCUCGAGAAGUCAAUGAAGACCCUCCCUUGGGGAUCAGAAGAGGAAGACAAGCUCAACCAAGUUAUGACAACGGACUCAAGGCCCUCACCCCAGACUUCUACUUCACAUCCAGAGAUGGCAUCAUGGACUUCCCCUAACUUCAGUGCAGGCGGACCUAGCCAAUCUGUUAAGCCAUGCCGUCUUAGAUCGUAUGUCAUGUCAUUUGAUUCAGAGACCCUACAAAGUUACGCAACAAUCAGGUCCAAGGAGGCAUUUGGCAUCAUCGAGAAGCACACUGAGGCACUAUUUGGUAAACCAGAGAUUGUAAUCACACCUGAAGGCACAGUCGAUUCUUCCAAGGAUGAACAUGUCAGGAUAAGUUUCGCAGGGUUGAGAAGGCUGAUCUUAGAGGCUGUUACUUUUGGAUCCUUCCUUUGGGAUGUUGAGAGCUUUGUGGACACCAGGUACCAUUUUGUGGCCAACUAGUUGAUCCUACAAAGUUUCAUCCCAGAUAGUGGAGAUUAGUGUGUAUAUUUGGUCCGAAGUGUAUGGGUUUCAAUGAAGACUCUUUGCAAAACGAAUUUCUCCUGGCUCUAUGCAGAUCGCAGAGAUCUAUGAUUUUUACACAGUUUUCGGGCAUAUAGCUUCAAUGUAAAAUGGAUAUUUUUUUAGCCUAAUGUGCAGCUGUUAGUUCCUGGUAACACUUGGGCUGCUUGGGCCUUGGGUGAUGUAUAAUGUUUUAUGACUUGAUGUCUGGAAAUUGAAUGAGGAAUCCUAGCUAGCUCUAGUUCAAACUUUACCAA
Molecule: messenger RNA, 1755 nt
Organism: Oryza sativa Japonica Group (Japanese rice)
Lineage: Eukaryota; Viridiplantae; Streptophyta; Magnoliopsida; Poales; Poaceae
Source: RefSeq, a predicted model, not a curated record